Molecule: messenger RNA, 1834 nt
Organism: Pteronotus mesoamericanus
Lineage: Eukaryota; Metazoa; Chordata; Mammalia; Chiroptera; Mormoopidae
Gene: HERPUD1
Product: homocysteine inducible ER protein with ubiquitin like domain 1
Exons: 8
Coding region: 62-1231 (389 amino acids)
Biological process (GO): negative regulation of endoplasmic reticulum stress-induced intrinsic apoptotic signaling pathway; ubiquitin-dependent protein catabolic process; endoplasmic reticulum calcium ion homeostasis
Cellular component (GO): endoplasmic reticulum membrane
Molecular function (GO): transmembrane transporter binding
Source: RefSeq, a predicted model, not a curated record
GGCGCGCGCCCCAAAGACGCGAACGGUCGUUGCAGAGCUUGUGGGCGGCGGCGACGCCGACAUGGAGGUCGACCCCGAGCCUGUCACCCUGCUGGUGAAGAGCCCCAACCAGCGCCACCGCGACUUGGAGCUGAGCGGCGACCGCAGCUGGAGCGUGGGGCACCUCAAGGCCCACCUGAGCCGCGUCUACCCCGAGCGCCCGCGUCCGGAGGACCAGAGGUUAAUUUAUUCUGGGAAGCUGUUAUUGGAUAACCAGUGUCUCAGGGACCUGCUUCCAAAGCAGGAAACCCGGCACGUUCUGCAUUUGGUGUGCAAUGUGAAGAGUCCUUCCAAAAUGCCAGAAACCAGCGGGAAGGUCGCUGAACCCACAGAGCAGCCCGCUGGUCCUAAUCAGGCGCAGCACCCUGGGGAGGCCUCCGGGGAAGGGCUGAGGCCAAGGGAGGCCCUUCGGCACCUGUCUCCGUCUGGAUGGGAGAGCAUCUCCAGGCCUGAGGCUGCCCAGCUGGCGUUCCAAAGCCUGGGGCCCGGCUUCUCGGGCUACGCGACCUACGGGUGGCUGCAGCUCUCCUGGUUCCAGCAGAUCUACGCCCGGCAGUACUACAUGCAGUACUUAGCGGCCACUGCUGCAUCGAGGACUUUUGUUCCCUCGCCAAGUGCACAAGAGAUCCCUGUGGUCUCCGCGCCUGCUCCAACUCCUAUUCACAACCAGUUUCCAGCUGAAAACCAGCCAGCCAAUCAGAACGCUGCUCCUCAAGUGGUGGUUAAUCCCGGGGCCAAUCAGAACUUGCGGAUGAAUGCCCAAGGUGGCCCUAUCGUGGAAGAAGAUGAUGAGAUAAAUCGCGAUUGGUUGGACUGGACCUAUUCGGCAGCAACGUUUUCCGUUUUCCUCAGUAUCCUCUACUUCUACUCCUCCCUGAGCAGGUUCCUCAUGGUCAUGGGAGCCACCGUGGUUAUGUACCUGCAUCACGUUGGGUGGUUUCCGUUUAGACAGAGGCCGGUCCAGAACUUUCCGAAUGAUGGUCCCCUUCAGGAAGCUGUAAAUCAGGACCCCAACAAUAACCUACAGGAAGGCCCCAAUCCUGAAAUGGAAGACCCCAACCACCUCCCUCCAGACAGGGAUGUACCAGGUGGCCAGCAGACCAGCCCCUCAUUUAUGAGCACAGCGUGGCUCGUCUUCAAGACUUUCUUUGCCUCUCUCCUUCCGGAAGGCCCGCCAGCCAUAGCAAACUGAUGCUGUUUGUUCUCUGGCUGCCGGAGGCUUGGACACACAUGGACUGGGUCACUUGACUCCAGCUAGAUUUCCUCACCUGCACACGGCAGUGGCGCAGAACUAGUAGAAGAAUCAAUAAAGGACGACAGUAUGCUUUUGUGAUCAAGCAAAAGCAGAAAAUAAGACGUGAAGCCAUGAUACAAAUUGAUGAACAAAAUAAUGCCCAAGGCUUCUCAUGUCUUUAUUUUGAAGAGCUUUAAUAUAUACUGUAUGUAGUUUAAUAGGCAUUGUAAAUAGAAGGCAUUAGUGUCGCAUGCUUAUGCCUGAGGAACUUUUCCGGAUGUGUGUGUCUGCAUGUGUGUUUGUACAUAGACGUCAUAGAGGCAGAAGUGGUUCUGCUGGUACGAUUUGAUUCCUGUUGGAAUGUUCAAAUUACACUAAGUGUACUACUUUAUAUAAUCAAUGAAAUUGCUAGACAUGUUUUAGCAGGACUUUUCUAGGAAAGACUUCUGUAUAAUUGCUUUUUAAAAUGCACAGCUUUACUCUCAACCAAGGGGAAAUUUGCAGAGGUGAAGGCCUUUGCUGGGUUUUUUGUUCAAUAAAGUUUUAUUAUGAAUGAUUCUG